GGGUACGUGGACUCAGAGAUGGUCAGCGAGUCCGCGCUGCUCGAUCUCUUCCUCCUCCGUGACUGCGACGUGUUCAUCGGAGCCUUUCACUCGCAGUACUCGAGACUCGCGUAUCAGCUGAUGGCGAUCAAGCAAGGGCUCCAUCCUCCUUUCUCGUCGGUCCAUCUCUCCUGGGGCUCUACCUUGACAUAUCCACUUUGACCGUUCAAUAACAAGAGACUGCACCACG
Molecule: messenger RNA, 229 nt
Organism: Guillardia theta CCMP2712
Lineage: Eukaryota; Cryptophyceae; Pyrenomonadales; Geminigeraceae
Exons: 1
Coding region: 19-201 (60 amino acids)
Source: RefSeq, a predicted model, not a curated record